Molecule: messenger RNA, 8072 nt
Organism: Solea solea (common sole)
Lineage: Eukaryota; Metazoa; Chordata; Actinopteri; Pleuronectiformes; Soleidae
Gene: trip12
Product: thyroid hormone receptor interactor 12
Exons: 41
Coding region: 524-6793 (2089 amino acids)
Biological process (GO): regulation of double-strand break repair; proteasome-mediated ubiquitin-dependent protein catabolic process; protein polyubiquitination
Cellular component (GO): nuclear speck
Molecular function (GO): ubiquitin protein ligase activity; zinc ion binding
Source: RefSeq, a predicted model, not a curated record
CCCCACAGUCAAGUGUUCAUUUUCUGUCCAUGUAUUGUUGGCAAGUGAACGGUCAUUGAUGUAACGAUCUUACUUAGCCGGGCUACUGUUAGCCUGCUAAUAAUUAGCAUCGAUGUUUGUAAUUCUGGACUUUAAUUGGGCCACUGAAAAUGCAUCACUUUGGUUCAUAACCAAACUCUCCUUUCAUGUAUAUGAUUUGUUGACAUGUUAUUUGAUGGAAGCCAACUUGUUCCUGUCUGGUUAGCGUUAGCAUAAACGUUAGCCAGCGCUAAAGUACAAGGUAGACGCUGGCCUUUUAAGUCUGCUUUGAAAAUAUCAGCGAUCCCCCCACAGCCAGCUAUCAUUAGUUAGGUCGGCUUGAACACUCUGCAUUGGCGUUGACAGUUCUCGAGAGAGUGAUACUGGAUUUGUCUGGUUACCUGUCGACUUGACAGCUGUAUAUUUCUUAUUUGAUUUGAUGAAGCGACAGAGACGUGAAUGGUAGUGUCUAGAAAGGGUAUGUCCCUUCAGGAGAGAGGUGCCAAUGUCCAACCGGCCUAAUUCCAAUCCAGGGGGGUCACUGCGCCGUUCACAGAGGAACACUGCUGCGGCCCAGCCACAAGACCACACAGUCGCAGGAAGGUUGCAGUCUGAGCAGAUAAAACAUAAAGCAAAUUCCCCACCUGAAAGUAGAAGACCUAAUUCUAAGGCUUCCAAAGCCACAGCCAGCACAGCCACUGGCCAGUCCAGAGGGCACAGCUCAAGAAGCAGAACCAGUCUUACUCAGUCCGUGGCUUCAUUUGUUUUGCAAGACGACUCGGAGGCUGCAGGAACAUCUGAACAAGAGAGACCUGGCCACCAGUCAAAGAGUGAAGGCACCCGAGGGUUAAAACGAAGCGAAGCUCCUGACCAAAUAAGUACCUUUGCACCAACCCCUGCCAAGAAGCCCAAAUCACUCCCACCACCCCGAGAAAAUACCUCAGAAAACAAGAAAGGCCCAGCAAAGUCCAAGAAGAGAUCACUUGCCCCAGAACCACCUGCAUCGUCAGGUCGUGGUCAGAGCAAGAAGAGCGGGCCCACUGGGGCCUCAUCAGGCCAGAAACGGAAGAAAGUGGACUCUCUCCCCGGUCUAAGUAGCGCCGCUGGGUCCCUCCCCAAUCGCACAGAGGGCAGAACUGUAAAACCCACCAAGCUGGCGUCUAAAUCGGCCGCCUCAGCCAAAGCUGGGUGUAGCAACGUGACAGACUCCUCCUCCUCUGCCUCCACCUCUUCCUCUUCUUCCACCACAGGCACCAACAGUUCCACCACGCAGGGCGCCAGAGUCAAACAGGGAAAAGAUCAGACCAAGGCACGUCGCUCUCGCUCAGCCUCAAGCCCCUCCCCACGCCGCAGUACCCGUGAAAAGGAGCAAGCAAAAUCUGCCAGUUCUUCAAAAUUUGAGUGGGCAGCACGCUUCAAUCCCAAAGUUAACUUGCCAAAACCCAAACUGUCCUUGCCCGGAUCAUCCAAAACUGAGACCUCCAAACCUGGGCCCUCAGGAUUACAAGCUAAACUAGCAAGUUUGAGGAAAUCAACUAAGAAGCGCAGCGAGUCUCCUCCAGCAGAGCUCCCCAGCUAUCGGCGGAGCACACGCCAGAAGACCACGGGCUCCUGUGCCAGCACCAGUCGGCGGGGCUCAGGCCUAGGCAAGCGCGGGGCAGCCGACGCUCGCCGGCAGGAGAAAAUGGCCGACUCCGACAACAAUCAGGAUGGGGCCAAUUCCUCAGCCGCUCGCACUGAUGAGGCAUCACAGGGGGCUUCAGCUUCAAGCUCAGUUGCUGGAGCAGUGGGCAUGACCACCUCUGGAGAAAGUGAGUCUGAUGACUCUGAAAUGGGAAGACUCCAAGCUCUAUUGGAGGCCAGAGGACUCCCCCCACAUCUUUUUGGGCCCCUGGGACCCCGCAUGUCUCAGCUGUUUCACAGGACCAUAGGCAGUGGAGCCAGCUCCAAAGCUCAGCAGUUACUGCAGGGCCUGCAGGCUACAGGUGAUGAGUCUCAGCAACUUCAAGCAGCUAUUGAGAUGUGCCAGCUGCUGGUAAUGGGCAAUGAGGAGACACUUGGUGGAUUCCCUGUUAAGAGUGUGGUGCCUGCUUUGAUUACAUUGUUACAAAUGGAGCAUAACUUUGAUAUUAUGAAUCAUGCCUCUCGUGCACUCACGUAUAUGAUGGAGGCACUGCCUCGGUCCUCUGCUGUGGUGGUGGAUGCUAUUCCUGUCUUCCUGGAUAAGCUUCAGGUGAUCCAGUUCAUUGACGUAGCAGAGCAGGCCCUGACUGCCUUGGAAAUGUUGUCAAGGCGACACAGCAAAGCCAUUUUGCAGGCUGGUGGACUUGCUUCCUGCCUCCUCUACCUAGAGUUCUUUAGCAUCAAUGCUCAGAGGAAUGCUUUGGCCAUUGCAGCCAACUGCUGCCAAAGCAUUACUCCAGAAGAGUUCCACUUUGUAGCUGAUUCCCUGCCACUGUUGACGCAGAGACUCACACAUCAGGAUAAAAAAUCAGUGGAAAGCACUUGUCUCUGUUUUGCCAGACUGGUGGACAACUUUCAACAUGAAGAGAACCUUCUUCAGGAGGUGGCAUCACGGGACCUGUUGACCAACAUUCAGCAGCUGCUGGUAGUGACCCCUCCUGUACUCAGCUCGGGGAUGUUUAUCAUGGUGGUGCGCAUGUUUUCCCUUAUGUGCUCCAACUGCCCCUGCCUGGCAGUCCAGCUUAUGAAACAGAACAUAGCCGAGACUCUGCGUUUCCUUUUAUGUGGUGCAUCUAACGGCAGUUGCCAGGAGCAGAUUGAACUGGUACCCCGGAGCCCCCAGGAGCUCUAUGAACUGACCUCACUCAUAUGUGAGCUGAUGCCCUGCCUACCUAGAGAGGGGAUUUUUGCAGUUGAUUUAAUGCUGAAGAAGGGUAGUGCUCAGACGACCGAGGGUGCGAUCUGGCAGUGGAGGGAUGACCGUGGACUAUGGCAUCCUUACAACCGUAUUGACAGCCGCAUCAUUGAGACAGCCCACCAGAACGGAGAGGAUGAGAUCAGCUUGUCAACUCUGGGCCGUGUCUACACAAUUGACUUCAACUCUAUGCAGCAGAUAAAUGAAGACACAGGAACAGCACGCGGCAUACAGAGAAAACCAAAUCCUCUUGCCAACCCCAAUACAGGGAGUCACCAGGAGGUUCGUCGAGAAGACGCUCGAGCCCAGUUGAUGAAGGAAGACCCAGAGCUGGCCAAGUGCUUUAUCAAAACUCUGUUUGGGGUCUUGUAUGAGGUUUACAGCUCAUCAGCUGGCCCUGCUGUGAGACACAAGUGCCUUAGAGCCAUCCUCAGGAUCAUCUACUUUGCUGAUGCUGAGCUGCUGAAGGAUGUGCUGAGGAACCAUGCUGUGUCCAGUCACAUUGCCUCCAUGCUGUCCAGCCAGGACCUGAAGAUUGUAGUAGGUUCUCUGCAAAUGGCUGAGAUCCUCAUGCAGAAGCUGCCUAAUGUCUUCAGUGUCUAUUUCAGAAGAGAAGGUGUAAUGCACCAGGUUAAAAACCUGGCAGAGUCUGAGACCUUUCUAGUCACUAGUCCCCCUAAGGCUUGCCCUAGUGGUACUGCCAGUCUGUGCACUACCACCAUCAGCACUGCAUCGACCACAUCUGCUAAUAAUGCUACUCCAGACCUGGGCUCACCCAGCUUCCAGCACAGCAUGGAUGACUCACUGGACCUCAGCCCACAGGGGCGGUUAAGUGAUGUCCUGAAGAGAAAACGACUACCUAAAAGAGGGCCAAGAAGACCCAAAUACUCUCCCCCAAGAGAUGAUGAUAAAGUUGACAAUCAGGCCAAGAGCCCUACCAGUACUCAGUCACCCAAAUCUUCCUUCUUGGCCAGUCUCAACCCCAAGACCUGGGGUAAGCUGGGCACCCAGGCCAACAACGCCAACUCUGAGCCCUCACGCACAGCCGGGGUGAGUGGCCUGGCAAGGGCCCCUCCCAAGGACUCAAUUUCAAAUAACAGAGACAAAAUAAAGGCCUGGAUCAAAGAACAGGCAAGUAAGUUUGUAGAGCGCUACUUCAACUCAGAAAAUGUGGAUGGCAGCAACCCCGCACUGAAUGUACUCCAGAGACUUUGCACAGCCACUGAGCAGCUCAACCUGCAGGUGGACGGUGGUAUGGAAUGUCUGCUGGAGAUUUCAAGUAUUGUAUCGGAAUCUGAUGUGUCCUCAUUUGAGAUCCAGCACAGUGGGUUGGUGAAGCAGCUCUUGGUUUACCUGACCUCCAACACAGACAGAGACUUGUUGAGUCGUGAUGUGCGGUUAAAGAGGUUCCUCCAUGUGUUCGCUGGCUGUCCGGUUCCAGGAAUGGAGCCUGUUAGUCGUUUAGACCCAACAGAGAAUGGGCCUUACCUGGCACUGGUGCACAAGAUGAACAGUUGUCUUAGCCAAAUGGAGCAGUUCCCUGUCAAAGUGCAUGACUUUCCUAGUGGCAACGGCAAUGGCAGCAGGUUUGUCUCUUUAAAUGACUCUACUGUUCAUCUUUUUAAUUUAUAUUGUGUGAUAUAUACUAUGGUUAUGUUGAUGCAAUUUCUCUCCAGAGGUUCUCAGGCACUGAAGUUCUUUAACACACAUCAGCUCAAGUGUCAGCUGCAGAGACACCCAGAUUGCACUAAUGUUAAACAGUGGAAAGGCGGCCCUGUGAAGAUUGACCCCCUGGCCUUGGUGCAAGCCAUUGAGAGAUAUCUCGUUGUGAGAGGGUACGGCCGAAUUAGAGAAGAGGACGAAGACAGUGAUGACGAUGGUUCAGAUGACGAAAUCGAUGAAUCACUGGCUGCGCAGUUCCUGAAUUCUGGCAGUGUGCGACAUAGACUACAGUUCUACAUUGGCGACCAUCUGCUACCAUACAACAUGACAGUAUAUCAAGCUGUACGACAGUACAGUCUUCAGGCAGAAGAAGAGAGGGAGUCGACUGAUGAUGAGGCCAACCCACUGGGGCGAGCUGGCAUCUGGACCAAAACGCACACAAUAUGGUAUAAGCCCGUGAGGGAGGAUGAGGAUGGCAGCAAAGACGCUGUGGGUGGAAAGAGGGGCCGUGCCCAGACUGCUCCCACCAAAACCUCACCUCGUAACGCCAAGAAGCAGGAUGAGCUGUGGCAUGAUGGUGUAUGUCCCAGUGUCAUCAAUCCCUUAGAGACAUACCUCACUUCGGAGCCACCAGAGACCAUAACCUUUGAUGACCCCUCUCUAGAGGUCAACCUGCUGCUGAGGGUCCUGCACUCCAUCAGUAGAUACAUGUUCUACUUGUAUGAUAAUGCUGUGUGUAAGGAAAUCAUCUCUACCAGUGAGUUCAUUAACAGCAAGCUGACAGCCAAAGCUAACCGUCAGCUACAAGACCCUCUGGUCAUCAUGACAGGGAACAUCCCUACAUGGCUCAUCGAGCUUGGAAAAACCUGUCCCUUCUUCUUCCCCUUUGACACCCGGCAGAUGUUGUUCUAUGUUACUGCUUUUGAUCGUGACAGAGCCAUGCAGCGCCUACUGGACACAAAUCCUGAGAUCAACCAAUCAGAUUCUCAGGACAGCAGAGUUGCACCACGUCUCGACAGGAAAAAGAGGACGAUAAAUCGAGAUGAGCUGCUCAAACAGGCCGAGUCUGUGAUGCAGGACCUCGGUAGCUCCAGGGCCAUGUUGGAGAUUCAGUAUGAGAAUGAGGUCGGAACAGGUCUUGGUCCAACUCAGGAGUUCUAUGCUCUGGUAUCUCAAGAACUCCAGCGGGCUGACCUCGGCCUGUGGAGGGGCGAAGAGGUCACUCUGGCCAAUCCUAAAGGAAGCCAAGAGGGAACUAAGUAUAUGUUCAGCUCCAGAGGACUGUUUGCAGUUCCCUUUGGCAGAACAACCAAACCAGCACAUAUAGCCAAAAUUAAAAUGAAGUUCCGUUUCCUAGGAAAACUAAUGGCCAAAGCCAUUAUGGACUUCAGACUGCUGGACCUGCCCCUGGGUCUGCCAUUUUAUAAGUGGAUGCUGCGACAUGAGAUGUCUAUAAGCUCCCAUGACCUUGUGAAUAUUGACCCCAGUGUGGCCAAGUCCAUCCAGCACCUGGAAGAUAUUAUCCGCCAGAAGAAGAGGCUGGAGCAGGACCAAUCACAGACGAGGGAGACACUACAGCAGGCGCUGGAGAGCCUGAACAUGAACGGCUGCUCAGUGGAGGACCUAGGUUUGGACUUCACCCUCCCAGGAUUCCCAAACAUUGAGCUGAAAAAAGGCGGCAAAGAUGUCCCCGUUACAAUCUACAACCUGGAGGAGUACCUCAGGUUGGUGGUGUACUGGACUCUAAAUGAAGGAGUGUCCAGACAGUUUGAGUCAUUUAGGGAAGGGUUUGAAUCGGUCUUCCCUUUGCAUCACCUGCAGUAUUUCUAUCCAGAGGAGCUUGACCAGUUGCUGUGUGGCAGCAAAUCAGAGACAUGGGAUGUCAAGACGCUGAUGGAGUGCUGUCGACCGGACCACGGCUAUACGCAUGACAGCCGUGCUGUUCGGUUUCUGUUUGAGGUGUUGAGCAGCUUCGAGGCCGAACAGCAGAGACUCUUCCUGCAGUUUGUUACAGGAAGCCCCAGACUGCCCGUCGGAGGUUUCCGGAGCCUGAAUCCCCCUCUGACAAUUGUGAGGAAGACGUUCGAGUCGACAGAGAACCCGGACGACUUCCUCCCCUCAGUCAUGACCUGCGUCAACUACCUGAAGCUGCCUGACUACUCCAGCAUAGAGAUCAUGCGAGAGAAACUGUUGAUUGCGGCUCGAGAAGGCCAGCAGUCUUUCCACCUUUCCUGAUCUCCCCACAUCUCACAUUCAGAUGCCUUCUACAGCGACUGAUGACAUCCUGACUUCGUUUUUUUGUAAUCACAUACAUCAAGGCAAUGUGUACAGCCUUCUUGUUAGAGAAAGCAGCUUGCAGAAAAAUUAAGACUUUAAAUAUAUAUAUUUGCUGCCCCUGUCUCUCAAAAAAGAAUAUAAAAAAACAAAAAAAAAUGGAAAUGUGUUCCAUGACUCAAAGAACAUAAAAUAUAAAAAAAGAGAGCAAAACGUAUAUCAGUAGUUGAGUAAUGUUAAAAAAAGAUGAAAACACCUGGGUGACAUUUUAAAUUGCAUUGCUAUGUGAUAUUUAAAAAAGAAAAAAAAGGGAUGUCUCCUCUACAGAGUGGUGGACAACGUCACUGGGUGUUGGGAGUGAAGGGGGGGAGGGGGGUCCAUCGAGCAAGCUAGGUUUACUUUAGCUCCAAAGAUCAUUUGUACAGACAAAUUUGCAGACUUUGCUCAUUCUACACAUUUGAUAGAAUAGCUCUUUGUUCUCAUGUCUCUUCCCCCUCAUUUCGUCCGUUGGCAUUUUGUUCUGUAUUAUAUUGACCCCAGUUUGUGUGUUGCGUUUUGGUUCGGCUUCCCCGCCCCCUCGUGUGUCUUUGCUUCAAGUUGUGAAAACGAGAAUUGCCGUUGGUUGAAUGCGGGUAGUGAUGAGCGCAUAUUAUCUUUUUUUCUUGGCCCUUACGCACGCUGAGAUUGUGUUCUGGCCUCCUUUAUUCUAGAGAGCUUCAGCUCGUAUGAAGAGUUGUAACCAAUGUGUUGACCAGGUAAAUUUGUUUUGCCCUUAUUUUGAUAGAGUUUAAUGUCUUUCUGUUUGGCCCUACCCAGAUGUGGGGGGUUUCCUUGGUAGACCAAGCUCCGAGCAAACCCUCAACACAUAAUGUAGCUGGGCACAAAAUUUGGCUGGUCUCAUUUUAUCAUUUAAUGGCCAGAUAGCAUUUCAAGCUCAUUUAUGAAAUAAAGUUUAUAUGCAGUUUCACACCCUGUUUGAGGUGGGAAUGUCUGCAUUACCUUUUUUUAAUUUUCUAUAUUGUCUUUAUUUCUUGCUGUAGUUGACUUACGAUUAUUUUUUUUCUUUGCACUGCUGGCUUGGAACAAACCGUGGUGUGCACCUGCAGUCUGGCCAGGGGAGGGCGCCACUGUAUGCUCUCCUGGCCCAAUCGUUCAUGUGCUGGUUUCUAAGAUCUGCAAUAAUUUACUGCGUCAGGUUCAUGUUUUUACCUGAACAUAAAUAAAGUAACUGUUUGACUCA